AUGUCCGACAAUCUUGAGGACGUCUUCGAGGAGGCGAUCGAGGGCAUCGCCGCUCUCAAGUCCUUCCCUAAUGAGCUUCAGCAAUACAUUGAAAACGCACCAAACUAUCCCCCAGAUGAUUACGAUGCCGACUUCAACAUCGAUAUAUUUGCUAUAUUCGACCUUUUGUACAAGCUUUCGAUACCGUCGGGCAGUGACGGAAUCGCUGGCGUUGAUAGUCAAUAUGAUACAGAGAAUCUGAAGAAAUACGUUAGCCAGGGAAACUCAGAAGUUCGCUAUCUCGAAUCCCUGACCAGCCUGAUGGGAUUUUGCUUGUGCGAACACAUUAAUUUCGAGCUCAAGUCUCAGGGAAAACGCACCAUAGAUGACCUCUGGCAUGUUGAUGGCUUUCAAGACUACUGCUUGGACAUGAUCCAAGGCGACUGGUUUACAUCGGCCCACAUAUUGACGGACAUUGACAGACAUGACCAUCUGUUUAGUAUUUCGUGGCUGCUCAUCGCUGACUACAUGCAAGACAGAGACCAUGCUUUCCGCAACUUUCCAACCUCGGGCGGCGACUUUCAAAGCAGGGCAAGCUACCAAACCCUAACCAAAUGGUCCUAUAAUCUGUGGGCGAGUGAGGGUAAAGGAAAUCCCGCCAGAAUGGAUCAGAUCGUGGAAUUCUGCGGCAGGAUUGCUACAGUUGGACUUUGUCCCCCGGAUCCUACAACGGGGAUUCAGCGCCCUACGCCUGUCUCCAGAGUACUGAAGUCGUUCUAUGGCAUGGGGAUGGAGGUCUUUGAUGAUGGUGACUACCAAAGGGACCUACAAGACAGCUUGGACAGACUCGAUGACAAAGAGGACAUUAUAAAUGAGUGGCAGACGUAUUGCCAGACUUUUACCAAGACUUGGAUCGAGGAAAUUCGGCCCUACUGGAAAAAAGGAAUUUACAACGCGUUUCGAGAUAAGCAAUGGGAUGCUAUUAGAUGGUGGGAGUAUAUCAGUUAUGAUGACCAAAAUACAUUUGGCUGGGGGAUCGAUUACCUUCCAGUAGAGAGCCAGCCAUGGAUUGGUGCUAAAGUCCAAUAUCCUGAAUGUACCAUCCUUGCUGGAACCCCGAUUACGCUUUCUGAUGGCACGAAGCGACCGGUAGAAGCGAUUUAUCCGGGUGAUCGUCUGCUGACCCAUGCAAGCCCCAAGACGGCUACCACGGGCAUGCAGUACCUUAUUAAUCAGCAGGUGAAGGGAAGACUGAUCGGAUUCAAUGGAGAAAGCCCCUCUAUUCUAAGCUCGCAGGUCUUUCAUACUACAACUGGAUUGCGGGCUGUGGACCCAGAGGCUGCGCAGCGUUUGAACCCUUAUCAACGGAUUGGCCUCCUGGCCACCGGGCAUGUUGUCUUUCGCCUGGAGCAAGACAAAUAUACUAUGGUCGAGAUCAAGUCGAUUCGAGAAACAGAAGAGUCAACCUUUGAUCAAGCAUAUACGCUUGCAUUGUACGGAGAGCAACAGACAUAUCAUGUCCACAGCUAUCUGGUGGACACGAAUAGCCCACGCCACACUCUGCGAGAAACAGUUAAAAAGCUGCGUACAGUUCCCGGCAGCAAGCGACUGGGUAUGCUGUCCCAAUGCCCGGAGAUGUGGCCAGUUUUCCAGAAGUUCGAUGGUCAAUGCAUCGAUCAGCGGCUGAACUGGGAAUUGUUUGGGAGUUACGAGUCGCCAGAUGGUGAGAGCCCUAUUGUAAAGAAUUCAGUCUCGUAUGAAGAGCACCUCAAAGUACGGAGGUCCCUGUUUCAAAGAAAGGGUAUUCCAAUCGACAGCUUGACAAGAGGGUUUUCUCUUACGCCGCAUCACCCAGACAGACUUCCAGCUGGGUACCAACUUCCCACUCUGAGCGUAGUCGACGGGUAUCUUCUGGUCGAUGAGGAGGUGCAGCUCCGGAGUACAUAUGACCCUCGCGAGAGAUGCUUCCGAUGGUCUCGGGAGCUCCAGCAACAAGGCUUAUUUGAGCAUGGUGCAGUGCAAAUCAAUUCCAAGGCAGUAUCUGGUACGGGCGUGAUCUAUCUUUCCUCCGAGGAAGAAUCGCAGACAAUGCCUUCCCGAGAACAGGUUCACCCAUUCAAAGCCCAUGCCCGAAGCCUGGAAGAACUGCCUGCUACCAAAGAAGUUGGUGGUGAUGGAUGGAGUAACGUCGAUAACUGGGAGUUGACUCUAGACCGAAGUGUUUGGCCUCCACCUGCAGAGGGAGAAGACGAUAACCCCCCAGAUGAGCCACAAGACCCAGUAGAAGGAGGAAUCGUUGAAAAUGGCUACUGGACAGGGGCGGGGGGAUCAAGACCCACUCAGUGCGGGGCUUUUUACAAGGUGUUCUCGACGCUGAAAGACGGCAUAAAUACCUUUACUGUGGUGUUUAGCCGGGCUCCAUUUGUUCCAUUUGUGUCGGACUCUAAUACCGGGCUUGAUAUCAAGAAGAAAUUCCAGGUUGGAUUUAACCCCGACCUGGGCGCGGAUGUGACUCUACCGGCGCUCUACCAGCAGAUGACAUUUACAAUCAAUGGCUUGCACACGAAACUUAGGGGGUAUUUUUUCGAAUACGACCCAACCAAACGAGGAUACAAGGGUGAUCGGCACUUUGUAAAGGGGGACAAAAUAAAGUCAUCAGCAGUCGAUGCCUGUCGAUCAAAGAUCUCGCAUGCCUACUCUUCUGUAUCCAAUUUUGGUGUGGCUACCUCGUUUAAUGAGAGGCCUCAGCCAGCUCCAGUCACAAAGGGCUUGCUCAGCAACACGGAGCCUGAUCUCGAGGAUCUGUAUGACUUUGUGGGAUACACCGAGGUCGAGCUACACAACGAGACCCAAGGCCUGAUUCGCAAAAUGAUGAUGUACCACAUGGACACAGACCAAAGAAAAAACAUCCUUCGCGAGCCUCAGCCCACUCCAGGAACAGACAUCCCCCACUCUUUGGCCGAAGACCUACCGCAGGAGCUGAAGGACUUUUUCAAGGAUAAAUAUGCGCCUGCCUUUAUCUGUCGCUAUGUGGGCCGAACACAGAAAUACUCGAGCUCAUUCACGAAGCAAGAGAUGAGGAACCUCUGGUACUGGUGGGAAGGCAGUGGUCCCAACAGUCUCUCCCAGAGUGAACAUUACAAUGAUAUUAACCGCCUGGGCUCAAGAGUGGCAAUGCAGCAAUUAUACCAGAAGCAGCUGGAACCAUAUAUGAAUGACCACCCAGAACAAUGGGCGCAGGACCUACACGAUGCGAUAGUCGGCAAUCCCGAUAUCAUAAAUGACUGGGUGCUAAAGCCAGUCGAGGGUGGCAUCAAUAAAGUCAACAAGCAAUGUAACAUCUUGGAUGCGCUGAGUCCGUCGGUUAAGUGGGCCCAGGAAGUGUUUGAGGUGUUCAUGGCUGCUGUAGUAGACCAAGGGGCAGGAUCCGCAAAUAUCGACGAUGAUGAUCAGGACCAAAAAUAUCAAUGGAUCCAUGAUUCCAUGCACGACUUUAUUGUGGCCGUGUUGAAUGGUGCUGACUGGGUGACUGGCAAGAUAGAGGAGUCCUUGAAAGAAGACAUCCUCGAGUUUGAGAAGGAACACGGAUUGAACCAGCAGGCAGAUGCAGAGCAACGGGCAGAGGCUAUCCUGGAGAAAAGCUCUAUCUUCAUGAGGGAGAUGGCAAGCUGGAUAUCCACUAUCGGUAAAGGCUUGCAGGCUGCUUUUGGAGGCGCUGCGCUAUUCAAAUGGGCCGGCGAGGCCAUUGACAAGAUCAUCGAUGAUAUUGGAGACAAAGGAAUGUCAAGACUGAAAGGGAUUGGGAGCAUCUGCAUGGUCGGGGUUAGUAUCGUAAGUGCCACGCUGAGCCUUUACAGCCUGGUGAAGAACUGGGACAGCACGUCCGAUGCUGCCAAAGCAACGGUUAUCAUCGAGGUCAUUGGAAUGGUGGUGGAUGCAGCCGAAAGGGGCUUUGAUGCCUUCAAGGCCUUCAAGUCCGGGCCUGCCACCACAGUGGAGGACCAGGUCAAUAUGGAAGUCCUGAACGACAAACUGUCAGAGGUGAUAUCAGAGAAUGGCGAGAAGUUUGGGGAGAUUGCCCAGGAAAUCACUGGCGAGGAAGACUACCGGACGGUGAUUGGCGAUAAUUUGCAGGGCGAAGGAAUCCCGACCGAGUUUUCGGGCGAGGAAACCUGGAACGAAGAGCUUUCGAGUGUCGCCGAGGAUGUUCCACCGGGAUAUGAAGACGUGGCCAAGAAGUUUAACAUCUCUGGCAGCCUGCUGCGCAUCCUGAACGCUAUUCUAGGAAUAGGUCUGGUGGUGGCCAUGUCAUUUUCACUGGCCAACGAUUGGAACUCGCUCUCAGACACUGGCAAGGUUCUCGGGGUGUUGAAUGUAAUUGUUCAGGGAUUGACGGUUCUGCUGGAUGUCAUCGACGUCGGUGCCGAACUGGGACUGUAUGUCGUGACCGGGGCGAUGAGCGUGGCCUUGCCUAUCCUAGGUGCGGUUCUAGCUGUCAUUGGGGUCAUUCUUAUGCUGGUGCAAUUCUUUAUCAACCUCUUCACUGGCAAACAAGACCCUCCCGAUCCAAUCAAGGACUUCAUCAACGACGUGGCUCACAAGCUCAUUGCAGCCUUCGAUAAAGCCCCCGAGCCCCAGCUCACCUACACUCUUGAUAACGACAAACCCAGCGCCGGUGGUGUUACCACCCUAACCAUUGAGGCCGUCAAUAACUCCUCCAAUGACGUGACACUAUCUCACACCACCAUCUCGCUAUACUCUGGCGACGACGACGUCUGUCUAUUCCGGAACGGCGCAGACGAAACUGAUUUGAUUCAGCUCGUGGAGGAAACCGAUGCUAACGCAAAAGACGACGGCCAUACAUAUCUCACUCCAAGCACCGUCACCGUGGGCCAGUUGCCGCCUCCAUCCAAGCUGGGAAAUACCUCGACCUACUACCAGUACGAUCUCCAGGCUGCGGGCCCACCAGCAGAGAAGUCCAAGAGUCUCCAGCCUCUCAUUUUGAAGAAGGGAGAGAGGCUAAAAUCCAUUUGGACGGGUAAAGUUAACGGAAAAGGCGAAGAUGAGGAACGCUCCACCAGCUGGAUUGAGCUGGUUGAGGUCGGCCUGAAGGAUAAGUGUCAGAUGCAGUUUAUGUUAACUCGGGUUUGA
Molecule: messenger RNA, 5130 nt
Organism: Aspergillus nomiae NRRL 13137
Lineage: Eukaryota; Fungi; Ascomycota; Eurotiomycetes; Eurotiales; Aspergillaceae
Exons: 10
Coding region: 1-5130 (1709 amino acids)
Source: RefSeq, a predicted model, not a curated record